AUGAUCUAUGAUAUAUUUUCUCGCAAAAGAUUGGAUCCAACGGUCAUUAGCGCAAGCUUCGUGAGAUUAAACCUUCCAGAGCAGCUUUUGACCUCUGGUUCUCUGGGUUGGGAGAGCAUAACCUGUUGCGGAAGGUGGUUAGGUGAGCAGAAGUUGAUUAAGCAGGAUUGCUUUGUGGUCUUCUAUGCUCAACUUGUACGAGCUUUAGGUUAA
Molecule: messenger RNA, 213 nt
Organism: Ilex paraguariensis (yerba mate)
Lineage: Eukaryota; Viridiplantae; Streptophyta; Magnoliopsida; Aquifoliales; Aquifoliaceae
Source: the annotation of a GenBank genome assembly